AUGUUUUCGUGUUCGUCCUUGUUUUUUCUUGUUCUUAUCUCAUUGGAACGUGCGUAUGCUGUGGUUUGUCCUCUUCGCCAUCGGCUCGCCUCCAACAAAUCGUACAUUUGGUGUAUUGUCACCGUUUGGGUUAUCGGCGGAUUCGUGGGUGCAGUACUUUUAUUAGAUACAGCCAAAAUGUGGAAUCAUGAAAUCUCACAGUACAUUAUUUGCUCUAUGAUAUUUUCCGCUCUGGCCAUAAUCUGCGGCAGCUAUUGGAGCAUUCGGAAUAAACUUUAUUCCAGAGAUGUCCCGGCUAUCAAUCGAAGUAGUCGAAAUAACGUCGAACAAAACAUAAAACUAUCGAAGACUUUGUGCAUCGUAACAGCUGCCUCUUGUGUUUGUUGGCUGCCGGGGAGCAUUCUAUACUUUGUGAACGCCGUAUGUAAAUGUCGUAUAUCUAUGGGUGCUCUCUAUGCUACAACACUUUUUAAUAUAGCGAGCUCGUUCGUAAAUCCAGUUAUUUAUAGCUUUAGGAUGCCUAUCUUUAAAGAGCCACUCAGUAAGUUAAAACCGAGAAGGACAUGGAAUAACAGGAGAAGUUCAAAGGCUGUUGUAAAAAGCCCAAACGAUCUGUCCAAACCAGUAGCAAUGCUGGAUUUCAAUGAAAUUCCCUAUAGUUAAGGACUGUACCACCCUCUCUAUGCUCAAGAAAGGAAAUUUUCAACAUUCGUAAAUUACUUAUACAGCAAAUGCACUGAGCUAAUCGAUGUCAAUGUAAUUCAAUGUUACCCAAGUUUAUUUUUCGCCAGAAACGUUCAACAAAUAUGACAGCCGUACUUGGGAAAAUGAAACCAGGCUCUAGGCUGACCAACAUCUCAAAUCUAAAAGUGAAGUACAUAGACGUAGUAAUUAUCGGUGAAAUCCAGAAAACAGUUAUUAUUUCUCUAUGUAUUCAGCAGAGCCCGAGGGACGUUUUCGCGGAAGGAAACAACUCAUUAGGAAAUUUGUACUUUCAUUUCUCUGGACGUGCAAUUUAAUAGAUAAGUAAUUAAUCUGCUUUUAAUGUGAUCUGCUUCCAGAUAAGUUCAAAUAAUUUCCUCUUUGUCGAUUUACUCGCUUCUAAAUCAUCAAAUCUUAAAAAACGUAUUUAUUAAAGAGGAAAACAUUUUGCCUAAAAUAUGACAAGGAGAAGUCUUUCACGCCUUCCCCUUUUUUUUUUACUUUGAAACCUAUUAGCCUUUUAUGGUAUGAACCUUUUUCAUUACUCACUCGAUUGUUUCACUCUUGUUGCUUGACUAUCCAACAGAGCGGAGAAAUCAUGCAAUGGUUGAUGAAAAGCCGACAGGGGUUUUAUUCUGAAAUUUUCGUGAUCAAGUCCUGAAAAGAUUUCACUUUAUGCUAAAUUGUUUUAGAAAAUGGCGCUGUUUCAUUUAGUCAAUCAGUUUACAUGCACUGUGCUGAAGGCGAAUCAGACAGAGACAAAAUCAGUUUUAAAGUGGUCAAACUGCUCAUCUUUCUUAAAAAAAAUACCAUUUUAGGCGAACAUAUAGCUUGUAAUAUGUAUAGCUCCCCUUCCGGCGCAUGUGUUAUUUAUCCAUGACGCAAUGCGGUGUCCCAACAUAUAAAAUUGAAAUUGGGGACUCUGUGCUUCGUAUAACCUCAAAGUUUCCGUUACGAUCGGCUGGAGGUUCGUUGUUAGUUAACGGUCAAGGCUGAGUUGUGUCAAAGAUUCUAUUCUGAAAUUGAUCCGGUUUUGGGAGCCAUGUCAGCCUCGACAACUGCCUUAUUUUUUUCCGUCAUCAAUAUCAUCCAGGCAUUAGUGAUAUUAGCUAGUAACGCUUUUACCAUUUAUGUAUUUGUUCAACGAAAACUCUGCUUAAAAAGAACUGCUUUUCUUUUGAUAAAUCUGGCUGUGACGGAUUUUCUCAUAGGCGCUGGAGCACUGUUAGAAAUAAUUUUCCUCUCAUUUCGGAAAAUAACUGUGAAGGCGAUCAUUUACGACGAGCCACUCUCCGCAUUUCAGAUUUCAUUUUCGUGUUCGUCGUUAUUCUGCUUGGUGGGAAUAUCUUUAGAGCGCGUUUAUGCAGUACUCUGGCCAUAUCGUCAUCGAACCAUAAGUACAAAAUUCUACAUCGUGAACAUUGCUUUAGCUUGGAUUGCUGGAAUAACUAUUGGAGUACUCUACACACUGGUCUCAUUAGAUGUAAUUCGUAAAGAAGCUAACAUCCCCACCGAAUUAGCACUGCUUUGUUCGUUAGCCAUUUUUGUUGCAUCGUACGCGGCGAUUCGCAACCGAAUGAACAAAACUGUGCUGUCACUCGAUGCUCACAAUCGUCACACAGAGGAACAAAAUAUGAAACUAUCCCGUACAUUGAUCAUAGUUACAACUUUGUCUCUCCUACUUUGGGUGCCCGCCAUCGUGGUUACCGGCGUUCAAGUAAACUGCAACUCUUGUUCUGAAGCAGUAGUUAGACUACAAAUUGUCUCCAGUACAAGGGUAUUACAUCUGUCGAAUUCUAUAGUUAACCCAGUUGUCUACAGUUAUCGUAUGCCUAUGUUUAGAGAAGAGAUGAAAAAAUUCCUGAACAAAAUUAGAUGCUUUAGAUGUAUCACGAGCGAGAAUACAGUUCAGUCUGGUCAGUUGGAAUGUUUUAAUAGCCAUCUUUAGCAAGUAGGUCUGAGAUGAAUUUGUAUAUAAAAGACGUUCGACUGAUGCUCUCUGUUUUCUACGAGCGGGAGGAUCUGCAAAUGAAAGAUCAUGUAUGAUUCCAAAGCAAGGUUUUAGAAAGUAGCAAGCAGAAGUCUACAUACAUAAAAACUUAAUCAGGUUAGAACUGAGAGAACGUGGAUAGGACGUAGAGAAGUAAUAGUUUAGAUUAUCAUGUGUAUAUUGAAAACUCCCUGCUUAAUUGUAAUUUUUUUGAAAUGCAACUUUGUUUAAUAUGUAACGUAAAGAUCUUUAAGAUGUCAUGAUUAACUUAAACUUGUUCGCACAGUCAGCAAAAAGUAACUAAUACAAGAACUUGAGAAAACAGACAGACGUUACUGAGUAAUUGCUUGCAAUUCAAAGAAAAAAACAAAAACUUAACAGUUAAAAAAAACCAGAAAAAAAAGGUUACAUAUGGCGGAAUAAGUCUAUAUUAUAUUUAUUACAAAGUUAUGUUGAAAAACAACGACGACAAAAACAUGUAGGAAUGCAAAAAAGCUUCUGAUGAAAGUUAUAGGAGGCGUCUACAAGCCUCUCUAAAAAGCAUAAAGCUUUCCUGCUACACCUUAGAAUGAGUAACAAGUGCCAAAAUUAGGCAAGUUGCAAUGUUUUGCAGAUAUUUUAAAUCAAUUUAGCUAGUCAUGAGAAUGUGUAAAAAGAAAAUUUUGCUAUAUAUCUUAACAGAGGACGUGAAAGGAAAAUAAAGGGAGAGCUUGUACAAAGAUCUUAGCAUGUCUUUCAUUUUCUACAUCUCUUUAUCAACUUAGUUUUCUUUUCAUUAAACUGUCUUGUUAUUAUUUUCUCAUGCAUGCCAUAUUUAAUUAAAAAAUUAAAAAACCCAACCAUAACUAGACAAAAUGACUGUAAUGAAGUUCAAGUCUUGACCAAUCAAAAUUCCGCCUUGCUUAUUUUAUCUUAGUCUAAGAUAAAUUUGCAUCCAGUUUUAUUAAAACAGGUCCACAACAGUAGUAGUCUCUCUGCAAGAACAAACAGUUAUUGGCACAAUUCAUUUAUUUUAAAUUUUUAAUCAAGGUAUAUAAGUUAAUUUAUAUACUCAUAUAAGUUAAUUUAGCUUUUUAAAGGUAGUACCCGGUCAUAAGUUCGGCGAAUUCCGACCACAGUCAGAGCACAAAUGCCUCAAACACUCUUCAUGCUAUUUUGUUUUCUACUCUCAGUCGAGGCCCUUGUCAUUUGCAUUGGAAAUGCAUUUGCUAUUUUUGUUUUUUGGCAGAAGAGGCUUACUUUGCGACAAACCUCGUAUCUGUUAAUCAACCUCGCAGUUUCUGAUCUUCUGGUAGGCGUAUGGGAAUUAAUAUCACUCGCUUCUGGACAGGUUCCAAACCUUUUCGGCGUGUCUUUUCUCAAAGAUACCCUGAUUCCCCUGGUAAACUUCAUCACGACGUCUUUGACAAUUUUUUUCUCUUCUUCAUCUAGUUGUUGCCUCGCUCUUAUAUCAAUUGAACGAGCUUUCUCCGUUCUGAGGCCAAUUCGCCACCGAACAGUGAGCCUAAGAGUUUAUUUUGGCGCCAUUACCUUCGCCUGGACCGCUGGGAUGGGCACAUCAUUGAUCUUUUUGAUACCAGUUUUCUCUGCGUCCGAUAAAAUGCCCUCAACCGUGGCUGUAAAUGUAGUUUAUCUGCUCUCUAUAAGUCUUGUUUGCACAGGCUACCUGACUAUAUGCAAGUACUUGAAACGCACGCAUCCGUACUCUUGCAAUCAAAACAGGAGUUAUUUGGAAAGAAACAAGAAACUUUCCCAAACGUUGUUACUCGUCAUAGGAUUGUCGCUUGUCUGUUGGCUGCCAGGUCUAAUUUUGUACACACUGGGUGAUUUUUGUCCUGUUUGUAUCUCGGCGCCAGUGAUGCUGACAGGGAGGGUUCUACAUCUCGCUAACUCAGCAGUGAAUCCAGUUACAUAUAGUUUCAGAAUUCCCAUAUUCAGGGAAUCUUUGAGGAGACUAUUUAGAGUACAAGAACACAGAGGAAAUGGAUAAAUACAACUUCAUUCGUUUCAAGUAGAGCCUGUAAUCUGCCGUGAGAACAUAUUUACAUUGAUUCUAAAGUUGUUCUUGAAAUCGGAAAUCAUCAAUAAAACGUAUACGCCAAAUGAUCGGCACAUUUGUCAUGACCUCAUUUACACUGCGUUCUACAAAGUAAAAUGUACACCCUAUAGGGGGAAGGGUGGGGUCCCUAAAGCGUGUUAUCUGAAUGGGUAUUCUCCACCAUAGGUAAUGAUUUUUAUAGGUUAGAACAGGGAAUUUGUGGUCAUCACACGUUUAGGCGAGGGAAAUUGUCAUCGCGGCACUAUGAAGGUUCUAAUUAGAGAGCCUUGCGAUUAUUACUCAAACAAGAGGCGAAUAGCAGGUGUAUAGUGCCUCUUUUUCAAAGCAAUGUUCCUGUCUUUUCUUUGUCAUGAAAAGUAAUUGCACAAGUCAAUACAAAUUCACCCGUUAUAUAUCAAUAUAGAAUUUGGGAAUUAAAAAAACUCAUCAACAAUGAAGAGAUUUCCUGUGGUGUAAGAGAAUAUGAAUAUGAUUCAUUCUGAUCACUAUUCUCAACUUUAAUCAGAAAAAGAUCAUUUGAAAUGCUCAAAAACAGCCCUAGGUGUUUAAACAUAAUUCAAACUCAUAUGAAAUUGUUAUUUUAGCUCCAUUGUAUGCAUGUUCGUUGUUAGUCUGAGGAAAAAGGGGGAAAGGGAAAAUUAACAAUAAUAGGAGACUCAAUUGGACGUUUAUUAUCACCUGGUAGAAAUUCAUGCACUCCUUAACAAAGGUUUCUAUUCCUCUUUUUGAUUGUUAUUUUUUUUCGUUAGAAAUACUAAUGCAUUGGAACAAUACUCGCCGUAAGAUCCACUUGCAGUAAGGGAGAAAACGUUGCAUGACGAGACCAAACAACGACUGCGAAGGUGACUGCCCUUCUCUCUGCCUAUGAUAUGGAAAUUUCUACUAUAGUGAUCUUUGCCGUAAUUUUUUUCCUUGAAGGAGUGUUCAUCCUCGCGGGAAACAUUUUUUCCAUCUUUGCUUUCUGGAAACAUCGCGCUGAACUGAAAAGAACUUCAUAUCUCCUGGUAAAUUUGGCUGUGGCUGAUCUCUUAGUUACAGUCGACAUUUCAUUUCUCGUCGGCAGCGGAAUAAAAUAUCUCACCACAAAGAGAGUAAUUCAGGAUGAUUGGUUGUUUAUCAUGAUCUUUACUUUGGACGCCUUUUUUGGGAUGGCCUCGCUGCUUAGUUUACUAGUAGUAGCCUUGGAGCGUCUCUAUGCAGUUCGCUGGCCUUUCCGUCACCGUAUAUUAAACGCUAGAAGUUAUAUCGUCACUAUUUUAUUUAUAUGGCUAACUGCGGCAGGUUGUGUUUUUUUAUACCUCGAGACAAUCUAUAACUAUUUCCAGCUAGGGGUUGCUUGUCCCUUAACAUUAGUCCUAAUAGCUGUUUCUGCGUUGGUUAUCAUUAUUGCCGCAUACAUGUUCAUCUGUAGGCAAACACGUCGGAAUAAUCCCGAAGGUUUCAACGAGAGACAAGACCAGCAGAACAAAAAAUUGACGAAGACUUUGUGUAUUGUAACAGGACUAUCAAUCAUAUGUUGGCUGCCGGGAAUUGUCUUAUCGAUUUGCACUUAUUUAACUGACGAUGUGAUGACAACCCACAUUAGUAGACUUAGAGCUAUCCUACUUGCGAAAAUGUUUCAAUAUUUAAAUUCUGUUGUAGACCCGAUCGUCUACGCAUUUCGAAUGCCACUGAUUAAGAGGAAAAUCGUGGAAAUAUUUUCUAAAAUCUCGCCCAAGAAGAAACGAAGUCAUGAUACAAGUCGUGCAAAAGAGUUAGAUGCAACAGCUCUUAGGAAAAAAAAAAGAAGUAACUUUACAGAAUUUUGAGACAAGACUGUAAACAGGGAAUAUACCCUGUAAAAUGUUUUGCAAAAACCGAGCAUUAGUUUUGGAACUGACAUCCGCUGAUAAGGAGAAUUAAAUGAUAUGCGAGGAAUAUUAUUAUUUCCCGUUAUUUCCAUAAUAGGAUUGAAGUAUGAGAGGAUGAAAGCUGAUUGGAUACCUGUUACCCUUCUUCUAUUGCAGAAAAAUUGUCUCUUGCAUGCAAAUUUUUAUAAAUUAAAUUUAUUUUAGACAUGUUUGUUCAGGCGAAAUAGCAAGAAAAAUAAAGAUUUCUUUUGACUUGAUGAAUGAAAGCAUGUUUAUCAAUUGAUUUCUCUCAUGAGAUUUCUUUUGUAAUUAAGUUCGUGAUAAAUGUAGCAAUGCUUGUUUUUGCACCAAAUGUUUUUUCCCGUGGCGUGUAAUUGCAUGGUUUUUAGUUAUUAAAUUUACAAUUUACAAUGGGGCAACUUUUCCGUAAAUACCUUUUUGGAAGCUGUUUGUGUUAAAACAAAGAAAGGCCUAACACGUUAUUUGUUCCUCGGUUUACCUAAUUCGGUUUCAAAACAUUGCAAUUUUAAUUUUUCGACCAGGUUGAUUUGAAUGUAAUCACAUUCAUUAAAUGUGAUUAAAUCACCUGUGAGUAUUUGGAAUCAUUUUCGGGUAGGUUUCAUUUUCGUAAAGAAGAACCUAUUUAUUUAAGAACAUGCAAAUUUGGCCCGCUCGACUUGUUUGGAAGUUGAUAACUCCAACUUUAUAAAUACUGUCCAUGACUGAAAGGAGCGAUUUCUGUUUUUGUCAAAAUCAAGCCAAGCUUGAAAAAACGCACAGCACAGAAUUUAUUGGAUCAUUCGUUUGACGGAAGAGAACCUGGAAAGAUUUUUACUAAUGGAAAUUUCCUCUGCCACUAUAGUGACAUGCACCUUUAGUGUGAUUUACUUCUUAGUGGCAUUUUUUAUCCUUCUGGGUAACAUUUCAACCAUCUUUGUGUUUUGGAAACAUCGGGGCGAGUUAAAACGAACUUCGUAUCUCCUGUUGAACUUAGCCUUCGCUGAUCUUUUAGUGGGAAUCAGCGUUUUGGAUGUUGCUGCUAACGGAAUACAACAUCUGGCUUCACACAAGCAAUCCAGGUUUUGGAAGUUCAUCAUUACCAAUGGGUUUGAUUCUUUCUCUGCAUUCGUUGCACUAAUCAGUUUACUAGCAAUGACAUUAGAACGUCUUUAUGCAAUUCGAUGGCCUUUCCGUCACCGCACGAUGAGCAUCAGAAGUUAUAUCUACAGCGUUGCAUUCGUGUGGAUACUGGCGGGAAUAAUGUUCAUUUUUGAUUUUCUCUCAGUUUUUUUCCACAAUGAAGCGAUUGGUCUUUCCAAAGCCUCUUCCAUAAUUGUGGCAUUAGUGACAUCUUUUUCCUUAGCGAUCACUUGUGCCUCGUACGUACUCAUUCGCCAACAAACGCGUCAGAAUAUUCCCGGAAUUCGAGUGCAGCAAAACAAGAAACUAACUAACACGUUGUUAAUUGUAACUAUUGUUUCUGUUUUCUGUUGGCUACCUCUAAUAAUAUAUUGUACCGCUGUAUUUGGAUGGUCUUUAAUUGAAGAUGUAGCCAGUAACCACUCAUACUAUACUUUACUAAUUGUAAAAACUUUACAAUACUCGAAUUCCAUGGUAAACCCUAUACUUUAUGCCUUUCGGUUACCCAUGUUCAAAUUAGAGCUUCAAAAAUGCUGCUCUAAGUUUUUUCCUUCGUAG
Molecule: messenger RNA, 8299 nt
Organism: Pocillopora meandrina
Lineage: Eukaryota; Metazoa; Cnidaria; Anthozoa; Scleractinia; Pocilloporidae
Source: the annotation of a GenBank genome assembly